Xylona heveae TC161 is the source of this 1026-nucleotide messenger RNA. Its product is annotated as ATP synthase subunit 5. Gene Ontology annotation, biological process: proton motive force-driven mitochondrial ATP synthesis. The transcript has 4 exons. Gene Ontology annotation, cellular component: membrane. The record is from RefSeq and is a predicted model, not a curated record. NCBI's taxonomy places the organism in Eukaryota, Fungi, Ascomycota, Xylonomycetes, Xylonales, Xylonaceae. Gene Ontology annotation, molecular function: proton-transporting ATP synthase activity, rotational mechanism. The coding region runs from base 73 to 759 and encodes 228 amino acids.
CUCACCUCCCGAGUACCGAGUCCCCUCGUCAUCAAUUCAACGCUCCCAAGCCUCCCCACUCUACCUCUUACCAUGUUCUCUCUUCGAGCGGCUCUUCAGACCUCGCGGGUGGCCUCCCGCCAGGCUCUCAAUGUCCCCAGGGCUGCUGCUGUCCGGACUUAUGCCCAGGCCGCUCCAGCUUCGACCAAGCCGCCUGUGGCCUUGUUCGGUCUUGACGGCACCUACGCCAGCGCUCUGUACACUGCCGCCGCCAAGCAGUCUUCGCUCGACAACGCCGCCAAGGCUCUGACCCAAUUGAGCGACAUCUUCAAGAAGGAUGCGAAGCUCGCAACCGUCCUUUCCGCCCCCUCGCUCACCGCCGAAGACAAGGCCGCUAUCGUCUCUGAGUUGCACAAGCACGUUGGCGCCGACAAGACCGACACCGUCAAGAACUUCCUCACCACCCUUGCGGAGAACAACCGUCUCGGCCUGCUCGAGGGCGUGUGCGACAAGUUCGCUACCCUCAUCGGUGCGCACAAGGGCGAGAUUGAGCUCGUUGUUACCAGCGCUUCGCCCCUUGACAACAAGACCCUCAACCGCCUCGAGACUGCCAUCUCCAAGUCCCAGUACGUUGGCCAGGGCAAGAAGCUCAAGGUUGUCCCUAAGGUCAACCCCGACAUCAAGGGUGGACUGGUCGUCGAGAUUGGCGACCGCACCAUCGACCUCAGCGUGUCGUCCAAGCUCGCCAAGAUGAACAAGCUCCUCACUGACGCUUUGUAAAUGACUGGACUCCUAUCGUUGUUCAUUAGUUAGGGAGCGUGACCUUCCUUUCUUUUCCUCUCUGAUCCCCCUGCUUUCUUUUGAUCUCUCGCCCCUAGGCCCAUCAGUCGGCCAUAGAGAGAAACCUGAGAGACCGAGAGACUAAGAGCAGGAAAAGAGGAAAGGAAAAGGAAAGUAGUUGUUGGAAGGGCAUUUUUUUCAUGUAGAGUGUCAUAGCAUUUGAAGAACUCGAAUUAUGACAAAUAUAACCUUAUUGCUGCUUGUAAA